Messenger RNA from Onychostruthus taczanowskii (white-rumped snowfinch), 2013 nucleotides. RefSeq names its product potassium voltage-gated channel subfamily A regulatory beta subunit 2 (gene KCNAB2). The transcript has 14 exons. Gene Ontology annotation, cellular component: extrinsic component of cytoplasmic side of plasma membrane; cytoplasm; juxtaparanode region of axon. The coding region runs from base 13 to 1218 and encodes 401 amino acids. Gene Ontology annotation, biological process: potassium ion transport; regulation of action potential; regulation of potassium ion transmembrane transport. Gene Ontology annotation, molecular function: transmembrane transporter binding; potassium channel regulator activity; voltage-gated potassium channel activity. The record is from RefSeq and is a predicted model, not a curated record. Lineage: Eukaryota; Metazoa; Chordata; Aves; Passeriformes; Passeridae.
UCGGGUGGCAGGAUGCUCUCCAUGACCUACAGUGAGAGCCUGCGCAGCGUGGCCAGCCGGCCCAGCCCCGAGUGGGGGCUGCCCCCAGCCCCCCGGGCGGCCGACGGGCUGGAGCUGCGGCGGCUGCGGGAUGUGCGGGCGGCGGCGCGGGCGAAGACUCUGGAGGAGUUCCUGCGGAUGCACGGGCUCUCCCUGGCCGACAGUACCGCCCGCGCCACUGGCAUGAAGUACAGGAACCUCGGGAAGUCUGGGCUGCGUGUGUCCUGCCUGGGUCUGGGAACAUGGGUGACUUUCGGAGGGCAGAUCACAGAUGAGAUGGCAGAGCAGCUGAUGACUUUAGCUUAUGACAACGGCAUUAAUCUCUUCGACACGGCAGAAGUCUACGCUGCUGGCAAGGCCGAGGUGGUGCUGGGAAAUAUCAUCAAGAAGAAAGGGUGGAGACGGUCCAGCCUGGUCAUCACCACCAAAAUCUUCUGGGGAGGAAAGGCCGAGACAGAGAGGGGCCUGUCCCGAAAACACAUCAUAGAAGGUCUGAAGGCGUCUCUGGAGCGGCUGCAGCUAGAGUACGUGGAUGUGGUGUUUGCCAACCGGCCUGACCCCAACACGCCGAUGGAAGAGACAGUGCGAGCCAUGACCCAUGUCAUCAACCAGGGAAUGGCCAUGUACUGGGGGACCUCGCGCUGGAGCUCCAUGGAGAUCAUGGAGGCGUACUCGGUGGCCCGGCAGUUCAACCUGAUUCCGCCGAUCUGCGAGCAGGCCGAGUACCACAUGUUCCAGCGGGAAAAGGUGGAGGUGCAGCUCCCUGAGCUCUUCCACAAGAUAGGCGUUGGAGCCAUGACCUGGUCCCCACUGGCCUGCGGCAUCGUCUCGGGGAAGUAUGAUGGGGGCAUCCCCCCCUACUCCCGUGCCUCGCUGAAGGGAUACCAGUGGCUGAAGGACAAGAUCCUGAGUGAAGAGGGCCGGCGGCAGCAGGCAAAGCUGAAGGAGCUGCAGGCCAUCGCUGAGCGCCUGGGCUGCACCCUGCCCCAGCUCGCCAUCGCCUGGUGCCUGCGCAACGAGGGUGUCAGCUCCGUCUUACUGGGGGCCUCCAAUGCCGACCAGCUGAUGGAGAAUAUUGGAGCAAUACAGGUCCUUCCAAAGCUGUCGUCUUCCAUCGUCCACGAGAUCGAUAGCAUCCUGGGCAACAAACCAUACAGCAAGAAGGACUACAGAUCCUAAGCGCGCCCGAGCACGCCGCGCAGCCCUCGCCGCCCGUUCGCUUGCUUACGCUUUGUUGGAGCAAAGUGGAGAGUGUGGUUUGCACCGAGAGCCAGCGCUCCACCCGCGCUGCCCCGGACGUGGCGCCGCGGCCGCCCGGCCUGGCUCUGCGGCGCAGGGACGGCCGGAGGGAGGCGAGCCCCGAGCUGCCCGGCCGCCCUGCCCGCCGCCGGGACCCGUUGCAUGCGUGGCUCCUGCCUCCACGUUGGCGGUGGGCGCGGGGUGCACGCGGGUGCUGUACGCCCACGAGGCCGACAACACGAAGCUGUUCCCCAGCCUGCGCCCGGGCCUCGCCUCUGCCCUCUCCCACGGCACCGGCACCGCGGGGCUGCGGCUCCCGGAGAGCACCCGCUCCCGGGGAAGGGGUGGGUGGGAUGGUGACAGGGAGGGGGUUCGCUGCGGGAAGAGCUGGGAUGCUCUGGCCGAGCACGGGGCAGGGCUCUGCUGCGGGGAGGGACCGGGCUGGGGGAGUGUGUGUGGGCAAGUGUGCAAGUGUCUGUGUGCACGGACACACGCGGAGACACAGGGACAUACAGACACGCGGGGACGUGUGGAUUUGCAGACAGCAGCUGUGGAGGUGAACACAGCCCACCAGCACCUUCAGUUGUAUCUGCACAAAGCUACUGAAAGCCUCUACACAUGCACCCACGUACACCUGUUACAGGGGUGUCUGCAGACACACACACACACAGUCACACACGGCCAAAUGUAGAUACAGAUGUAGCUCUACCUCCACCUCUAUCCCUGACAUCAGCC